AUGCGAGAGUCAUUUACUAUCCACCCGGCGGACUAUGCUGUUUGUGGGGUUACCACGGCCUUAUCUCUAGGGAUAGGAUUUUACCAUGCCUUGGCUAAAGGUGGCCAAAACUCUACCUCCAAAUACCUGGUUGGUAACCGUGACAUGGGCUUGAUCCCGGUGUCCUUCUCUCUCGUUGUGACAUACAUGUCCUCUAUAUUCGUGUUGGGGUCUCCCGCAGAGGCCUACGUUUACGGUGUUCCGAACGUCCUGUCUUUCUCGCUGGUUAUCCUAUUUUCUAACGCACUGGCCGCCUGGAUAACCGUACCGCUUCUACAUCCGCUCAACAUCACCAGUGCUUACGAGGGAGGCUUUAAAGCGGUGAUAUGGACGGACGUCUUCCAGAUGAGUAUUAUGGUGUUCGGGCUUCUGGCAAUUGUGAUCAAGUGCCUUGUGGAUAUGGAGAGCAUACGUGACUUCUGGGACUACAAUGUCGCUGGCAAAAGGAUCAGAAACUUUACAGUGCUGAUGCUGAGCGUGCCCGGGUUCUACUUGCUAGCCAUUUUGGCUGCCAUGCAAGGAUUCGCAGCGUACGCGUAUUACACCAAUAAGAGAUGUGAUCCUUUCGAAGAGGGCGUCAUUACCAACUCUAAUGAGAUUCUGCCGUACUUUGUGAUGGAACUCUUCUAUAACCUGCCUGGAUUUCCCGGCAUCUUUCUGGCUGCGUUAUUCAGUGCCUCCCUCAGGUUAGUUCUGGACAGAUUCUGGUAUUUGGUCCUGGUGUCUGUUGGUGUCUCCUUCCUCAUUAUGAACAUCGGUGGUCCCAUCACGCAGAUAACAGGGAGUUUGUUGGGAUCAUUGAGCGGUCCCAACUGUGGGCCUGUUCGUUUUAGGAGCUUUCUUCCCGUGACGAAUGUGAAGGGUGUAAUAUCCGGUGCUGUUGCUGGUUUGGGAAUUACAUUUUGGAUUGCCAUGGGGGCCACAACUCUGAAGGUGCCAUGGUUACCUCCAGCCCCAAGUGACAUGUGUAAUGUGACAGACGCCUCAAACUUUACGUCAUCAGUCUGGUCUAACCAUUCGGUCCCGCCCAUACAAGAGGACUUCAUUAUCUGGACUGACACUCCCUACAAUGCCACUGGUCUGGCCAAAUUCUACUCUAUCUCAUACACGCUGUACACCUUGGUGGGAUUGUUGAUUACCAUGAUCGUGGGACUGGCAGUCAGCUUUCUAACAGGUCCAAAUAAAACAUCUGACGUCGAUCCCAAGUACAUAUCUCACGUGCUACGAAAGAUCUACUACGGUCCAGAUGUCAAAACUCAUUACGCUCACGAGCAAGAGAUGGAUGUGCCCGUCCCGGAAAAGACGGAGAAUUAUCCAAUGAAAUACUCACAAAAAGAAUCCCCAGAAGAUGGAACUUCAAACAUAAACUUUACAGAUGAAGAGGUGAAGGAAGCUACAGAACCUGGGAAAUGUAAUGUGAACGGAAAAGUGGACUAA
Liolophura sinensis is the source of this 1476-nucleotide messenger RNA. Its product is annotated as sodium/iodide cotransporter-like. The record is from RefSeq and is a predicted model, not a curated record. Gene Ontology annotation, molecular function: symporter activity. NCBI's taxonomy places the organism in Eukaryota, Metazoa, Mollusca, Polyplacophora, Chitonida, Chitonidae. Gene Ontology annotation, cellular component: membrane. The transcript is spliced from 11 exons. Gene Ontology annotation, biological process: transmembrane transport; sodium ion transport. The coding region runs from base 1 to 1476 and encodes 491 amino acids.